AUGGCCGCCAGAGACAAGCCAAUACCCGUCGAGCUGCUGGACGCCAAAUCGAGCCAGAGGCAGACGACGACCUGCAGCGAGUGUAGCCGACGGGUAAGUCAUCGCUGCACGUGACCCGACCCAGAUUGUGAUCUGUUGCGUACCCGCUGGCGUCGGUCUCAGCCCCAAUGAUACAUGGGCAUAAUGCUCACUCACGACGAGUAUAUUGACCAUAUCGUCUUUCUCCGCAGAAAACGAGAUGGUAUGUUCCGGGUCGACGAUCGGAUGUCAACGGCUCCGACGACGGUCGCCGGUUCGGAUAACCCUGGCUGAUGCGAACCGCAUGACUGACGACGAUGAUCAUUGGGAUCUCUCACAGCGACAAGAAAUCACCUUGCUCGCCCUGUGUUAAAAGAGGUAAGUACCCCUGCCCCGGCCUUGCGUGGCCAGUGACUCCGUCCUGCCCGUCAGUACUAGAGCUCGAGUUGUGCCUGCAGGCAAAGCCCACAUUUGUCGGAUACCGGGACAUCUCCAGUCAGCUCAGACAGCUCAAGCAGCGGCCUCUCCAGCCGAGAGCAGUAUCUACGACCUCGAUCUCCUCGCCUUCACGGCCUUUCGCGAGGUCGAGCAAGUCCGAACCACGAUUGACGGCCUCAAGAAUAGAGUCGCUUGCUUGGAGACCUUGCUUCUGCAAGCAUUCGGAAAACUCAAAGACGCCCGAAAGGAUGGAACUAUGAGGGACGAUUUGGACAUCGGACCUCUUACAUCCGGCUUUCGUGAGGGUGAAGACGAGCUCCGAGUCGACAGCACCUCAUCCACCUCGAAACGUGCACCCUGGCCUGGAUCUGCGCCGCAGCACGAAUCACCGCGGCCAAAUGGAGACAAGGAAUAUCACGGCGUCCCACUGAAACCAUCCACAUCAUCAUCACAAGAGAACGAGCUCCGGGAACGAGAGGAAGACGAGGAUGAGGACGAACUCGGCGAAGAUUUAUCGGAAUUGCGGGAAGAGGAGGUUGCCGCGAGCUUGUCGCUGGAGUUCAUGGUUAGUGGCAGUGUCAUCUGGACGAGAUCGCGGCGAAAUUAACCAUAAGCUAUCACUCCAAAAGGCAUUGGGCCGGAACCUGGCACCUCCAAGCCUAACGGCCCCUUCACGGGUCAGUUUAAUCUCAAUUCGGACCAGAGCUCGUGCUCCAAGCGCAAGGGCAGCUUCACAAGGGCAGCUCCAUAAGGACUGACCACUUCACAUGUUUGACAGGAAGAUACGGUCAUCUCGAUUUCAUCCCCAUCGCAUCCACAAGGGUUCGACCCCACGUGCCUGCCCCGAAACCCGGUUGAUGUUUUCCCAACGAUCCGAUCCCUGGCUGGAGUAAUCCCGCCUGGCAACGAUACUAUGGCGAUCCUCCGGCACUCACUAGAGUGGAUGGGCUGGUAUCAUGGCGUCGUCUUUGGACCUGGCUUUAUGAACGAAGUCGCCCAAUUCUGGGAAGCCGGCGAUCAGAGGGUGGAGGUGACACAUCCGGCAUGGCUAGCGCUCUUCUUUGCUCAGCUGCGAUGCGGGGUCCGACAUAUGACGGGCGAACUCCUCAGCACGCUCGGCACCGACGGGCUGAGCGAGACGGACGCGAAGCAGCUUUCAGAAACGUUGCUUGUUGCCUCGCUUGCCGCACUUUAUCACUCCAACUUUAUAGAAGUCCCCCAUCUCUACGCCGUGCAGACGAUCGCGCUCCUCGUCAUCACCUGUCAAGAUGGAGGCUCGACAGCCCUCUUCCCAACGUUGUUGAACGUCGGUAUCGCGAUCGCUCAGGGCCUGGGUCUUCAUCGAUUGCCUUCCCGCGUAGCAUGGGAGGCGAACCACUCGGCCUUGCAGCCGGCGGACCGAGCAAAGCGCCUCAUCGAGUACGAGACGAACAAACGCAUUUGGUGGGCGCUCGCAUCGCAGGACUGGUUCAACAUAUCGUACCGAAGAACGACGACAGCGCAACCGAGUCAGAUGACCACUCCUUUACCCCUCAAUGUGCGAGAUCAAGAUCUUAGCUCUGGCAAUCUUAUCGAGCGACCCGUGGACGAGUUCACCCCUGCUUCGAACGGUCUCGUAUUCGUCCGCCUGGCGAGCCUUAUCCAGGCGAUGUUUGCCCACAUCGAUGACAGCGCCAAAAUGUCGUACGACUACGUGCUCGAGCUUGACCGUGACAUGCAGUCGAUCAUUGACCAUCCACCUGCCUGGGUGCAUAACGACAUUCUGCCGUGGGCGCGCAACGCUUUCUAUAUCGGCUCUCUACACAAAAUUCUGGUCAGCCCCCUGUCCUUCCCGAGAUUCUGAUCGUACUAUGGAGCUGACGCUUCCGGCUUUCCGCAGGCCCUUCACCGUCCCUUCUUGCAUCGAGCUGUCCGUGAGCGACGAUUUGAAAAGAGUCGAGUCCGAGCGUUGGAGACAUCACGUGCAAUCUUGCGCGAAUCUCUGAAUUGCGGUGACACAAGGCUGUGGACGUUGCCUUAUCAGUGAGUCAAGAUCUGCGGAGACGGAAUGUGUCAAGUGCUCUCAGACUGAUGUGUGGUACUCUCCCCCUCUGCAGCAUCGGUUCUGCGGCAUCAUUCGUUUGUCUGGACCUUUUUCAGAGGGGUUCCGACAAAGCGACACUGAAAGAGGAACGAAGAGAAGUACGCCAAGCGCUCGAGGUACUACGAGGCAUGAGAUCCCUCAGUGCAACCGCGAGUCGGGCCGUCGAUUUGGUCGAGGACCUUCUCACGGAAGAGUCACGACUGCAAGACAAUGCAUCACCCCGGCCUUCGGCACACUCCGGAACGUCCACUUUGAAGAGGAAAAGGGACACGCACCAAGGCGGGUCGAAUCAUCGACAAGGCUCUCUGAAGCGCCUUGACGCGACCACGCCUUCACCGGCGAUAACGAGCUCUCUGACCGGCGCAUCACCCCAGCAGAGUCCUCACUCGAUGUAUCAUCCCUUCUCGCCUCCUCAAUCCACGCAACCACCUCCUCAUGGUGUAUUUGAUCCCACCGUGGGGCCGCUUCCCUAUCCUGGACCACUACUCGAUCUCGACAUGAUGGCAGGUCUCAAUUUCGGUGCCGCAUCGAGGGACGCGCUGCCUGCCGAGUAUCUGAAUGUUUUCUUGGGAUCUGGUGAGUUAAUUGUCGCGUCUUUCUCUCUAUACUCCUUAUCGAGGAGGAUUUUUUUUCCGAGCAGGGUUCGAUCCACUGGAUCUGAUGGGGCAGACCUGGUCGGCGGCCGCAACACCUGCUGCUGUAGCCAACAAUUCUGGCCAGGGUCUCGAUCCGGCCCGUGCGAACUAUGUAACCGAAUGA
Messenger RNA from Microbotryum saponariae, 3298 nucleotides. The record is from the annotation of a GenBank genome assembly. NCBI's taxonomy places the organism in Eukaryota, Fungi, Basidiomycota, Microbotryomycetes, Microbotryales, Microbotryaceae.